AAGAAGAUCGUUCAGUUGCCGGUUGGAAUGUUGAAGAUAUGGAUAAGGUUCAACUUAAAUUUCAUCAAACUGUUAGAAUUAAUUAUGAAAUCAAAAGUUUAUGUGUUUCUGAUGAUAAGAAACUUGCUUAUGUUUAUCAUGGUUAAUAUUUUUUAGUAAUCGAUAUGAAUAAUGAAAAAAAAAUUGCAUUAAAUUUAAAUGCAAAAAAUGCUUAUUAUUGUACCUUUAAUUUAAAAGGUGAAUUUAUUUUAUGUAGUUUUUAUUGCUUUCAUUCUGAUCUUGGAUUUCAUGAUAUUAUUUGGAUUUAUUCCACACAAACUAAAAAUAACAAAUGGGAAUGUAAGAGAUUUUACAGGAUACCUGAAAAUUAUGAAUUAAUCAGAAUAUCAAAAUAUGAUAAUGUUUACCUGGUUUCAAAUGAUUACAUUUAUGAAUGGAAUAUUAAUACUGAGAAAAGUGUAAAAUUAUUUGGUAAUAAUAAGGAUAAGAAUAAGUUUGAAACAAAAAUUAUAGGAAUAUUUAGUAAUGAAAAGUUUACUUCUCUAAAAAUCAAUGAUAAAAUCAUUGUUUAUUCAAUCGAAUACGAAUUGGGAAUUCCUAUUGCUUCUUUGGAUAUAAAUGAUGGUAAACAUUUUUAA
Molecule: messenger RNA, 638 nt
Organism: Rhizophagus irregularis DAOM 181602=DAOM 197198
Lineage: Eukaryota; Fungi; Glomeromycota; Glomeromycetes; Glomerales; Glomeraceae
Source: RefSeq, a predicted model, not a curated record